Messenger RNA from Oryzias latipes (Japanese medaka), 887 nucleotides. It is a transcript of the gene ccl25a, whose product is annotated as chemokine (C-C motif) ligand 25a. Gene Ontology annotation, molecular function: chemokine activity. Lineage: Eukaryota; Metazoa; Chordata; Actinopteri; Beloniformes; Adrianichthyidae. Gene Ontology annotation, biological process: immune response. Gene Ontology annotation, cellular component: extracellular region. The record is from RefSeq and is a predicted model, not a curated record.
CGUUUAUGGAAAUAUGAGCCUGCUGAGGUGCUGCCCUAUAUAAGAGCGAGCUGCCUGAAAGCUGCAGACACAUGGACUGAGACACAGCCGUCUGCAGCACCAACUGGAGAUUUAACCAUGAGGUUCCACGCCCUGUCCCUUCUGCUCAUCCUCUGCUGUGUCUGUCUCGCAGCGACACAAGUGUCCUACGAUGACUGCUGUCUGAAGUAUGUCAGAAAACUGAGCCGCGGCACUCAAAAACACGCCAUAGCUUACAAGAUCCAGAAGGCAGAUGGAGGCUGCAACAUCUCUGCCCUCGUCUUCAUCAUGAAGAGGGGUCGGAUGAUCUGUGCCAACCCCAAUGAGACGUGGGCCGUGACGCUGAAGGAGAACCUUGAUGCCAAGAGCGCCAAACAGAUCCCCAGAGACUCCAGGAAGCUCCGCCCACUUUCAAGAAAAGGCUGAGGGUGAAGGUUUACUGCAGCCGCCGCUGUUCAUCCAUCAACCCUCACUAUCUGAUGAUUGAGCAACAGGCCGUUUGUUCUUGUUUUAUGGCGUCUUUCUGGAAGGCGGGUGGGGAGGCCGCUUUUGCUUUCACUCUGUAAUAAAAGAGGUCAGAAGCGGGUCCAGAGUCCAGCAGAACUUUGUUCCGGACUUUUGAAGCUCUCAUAACCACAUGGCUGCUUCCGUGUGUCACAACCAGGAUCCGAUGAGGACAGAGCUUUCUGAUGAUCAUCUGUUUGUUGAACUCUUGGUGAUCUGACCUCUUCAGCUGUUCCUUCUGACAUGUGUGCCACAGAAAUGAAGAUGUUUUCUCUUCAUUUGUCUUUUUUUGUCCAGCUUAUCCCAUAUUUUUGUUAUUACGGUAUGAAAAUGUAACAAGAUCAAUAAAGUGUCUUUUUACAUUA